Messenger RNA from Silurus meridionalis, 1475 nucleotides. Its product is annotated as E3 ubiquitin/ISG15 ligase TRIM25-like. Gene Ontology annotation, molecular function: zinc ion binding; protein binding. The coding region runs from base 1 to 1341 and encodes 446 amino acids. The transcript has 6 exons. Lineage: Eukaryota; Metazoa; Chordata; Actinopteri; Siluriformes; Siluridae. The record is from RefSeq and is a predicted model, not a curated record.
AUGAUGAAGACUGAACCCCAAGCUGCUUCAUCUGCUCAAUAUGGAGCUGGACCUGGAGAUGCUGGACCUGGAGCUGUGGAGUGUGAUUCCUGUAUUGGGAGAAAACACAAAGCCACCAAUUCCUGUCUGGUGUGUCUGGCCUCCUACUGUGAAGAUCAUCUUAAACCUCACUAUCAGUCUCAGGCUUUUAAGAAACACAAGUUAGUUAAAGCCUGUGCAGAUCUCCAAGAGAAGAUCUGCUCUCAGCAUGGCAAACUGAUCGAGGUCUACUGCCGUACUGACCGAAGCUUCAUCUGUUACUUGUGCACAAUGAAAGAACAUAAAGGCCAUGAAACUGUUCUAGCUGAAGAUGAAAGGAAUAUAAAACAGAAUGAGCUAAAUGACAAGCAGAUGAAAUUCCAGCAGAGGAUCCAGGUGAAGCAGAAGAAGGUGCAGGAGCUCAAACAAACUAGGGAAAGUAUCCAGACACUUUACCAAGCAGCAGUAGAUGACAAUGAGGAGAUCUUUACUGAGCUGAUCAGGUCCAUGGAGAAAAGGUGCUCAGAGAGUUUGCCGUCUCUCUGUGUUUCUCCUGGAUGUGACGACUCACCCAUCUUCACUGUCAAUCAACAUUUCUCAUUUGAUCAAGUGAAGAAAUCUGUCUCAGAUCUGAAAAAGCGAGUCAAGAAAAUCUGUCAGGAGGAAUUCAAGAAAAUCCCUCCACAUGUUACGACAGUUUUACUCUCAAAACCAGAAGACAGAGAUGAUUUUCUGAAAGAUUUCAUUCAUCUAACUCUGGAUCCCAACACGGCACAUCAUGAACUUCUUCUGUCUGAGGAGAACAGAAUCGAGACACGUGGAAGUAAAGCACAACGAUACUCUGAUCAUCCAGAGAGAUUUGACUCCAGGCCUCAGGUGUUGUGUAAAGAGAGUGUGUGUGGACGUGGUUACUGGGAGGUGGAGUGGAGCAGGAUGGGUGUGGCCAUAUCAGUUUCAUAUAAAGAGAUCAGCAGGAAAGGAGACGUUGAUGAGAGUGUGUUUGAGCACAACAGUCAGUCAUGGAGUCUGGUGUGUUUUCCUUCCUCAGUCUCAUUUUGGCACAACAACAUAAAGACUAAGCUCCAAGGCUCAGCGUCCUAUAUAAUAGGAGUCUAUGUGGAUCACAGUGCAGGAAUUCUGUCCUUCUACAACGUCUCUGACACGAUGAGACUCCUCCACAGAGUUCACACCACAUUCACUCAGCCGCUAUACCCGGGGUUUAGUGUGUAUAAGUAUUAUUCAGAUGUGAGAUUAUGUGAUGAAAUGUUAGUUAAAGCACAAAAGAUAAACUCUAAUGGUGUAUGUACUAUACAUUUUUGCUGAACUUGCUGUUCAUGGAGACAGAUCUUACUGUGUGUAAAAACAGAAGAAAAUCUGUUGAUAGUAAGUGUCCAGCAAUUUACUCCUGUGUGAUUUGAAUGAUGGUUUAAAUCAAUAUUCUGAAUAAAAAAACUGAG